CAGCUCUCAACCAUCCAAUCCCCAAUUCUACUUCCCAAAUAUCAACACCAUCGCCCACAUCUGCCAACUCACGUCUUCCACCACUUCUUACAUCUCAAUACCCAUACCCAACCCACCCUCCAACACCCAAAUCCACAACAUCUUUCAAAAUGCCACCAAAGGCCGCCGAGAAGAAGCCAACUGCCAGCAAGGCACCAGCAAAGGCACCAGUCGCUGAGAAGAAGGAAGCUGGCAAGAAGACCGCCGCCACUGGCGAGAAGAAGAAGCGCACCAAGACCCGCAAGGAGACCUACUCCUCAUACAUCUACAAAGGUACGGAUUUCCUCAUCUGCCAGCUUUUUGGUCGCCUCAUUCACGAUCGCGUCUUCCGUCUGGAGUACCAGCUCAUUUGGACCUCAUCUUCAAUGGCAUCCCAAAUCGCGCUCUUUUUGCACAUUUGCUAAUUAUCCAUUCUCUAGUCUUGAAGCAAGUUCACCCAGACACUGGUAUCUCCAACCGUGCCAUGUCUAUCCUCAACUCCUUCGUCAAUGGUAUGCAUUUCCCACACAGGCUUUCCGCACGUUCCAUGUUCUAACAAGCUUUGUAGAUAUCUUUGAGCGUGUUGCCACUGAGGCCUCCAAGUUAGCUGCAUACAACAAGAAAUCCACCAUCUCAUCGCGAGAGAUCCAGACCUCGUAUGUUACCGCGCCUUCCACAUCGUGCUCACAUUUACUAACUGCUCCUCCAGUGUCCGACUCAUCCUCCCUGGUGAACUUGCCAAGCACGCUGUCUCAGAAGGUACCAAGGCUGUUACCAAGUACUCUUCCUCCACGAAAUAGGUGUACUUUUUUCUUCCGUUUUUAUCAGGAUGUCCGAUCUGCGAUAGCUUUGGUUCGUCGAACAUGGAUGACAAGGUAUCAGCUCUAGCGGGGUUUGGGUCCUUGGGGUUCUUUUUUAAUGCGUUAUGGAUGGUCUGCUUUUUUUUACGGGGGCAAAUGUCUUCACGGUCUGCUUUCGGGGUAUGCGGCUGUACAAUAAAGUCUUCAGAAUAGGGAAUCAGAAGACAAACAAUUGAAACAUGAACAUCAUAGUUCUGUUCUCUUCA
Hymenoscyphus albidus is the source of this 1084-nucleotide messenger RNA. NCBI's taxonomy places the organism in Eukaryota, Fungi, Ascomycota, Leotiomycetes, Helotiales, Helotiaceae. The record is from the annotation of a GenBank genome assembly.